UCGCUCCUCUCUCCAGCUGAUCGGCCCAGGAUUCCCCGGUGGCUCCGUCCGUCGCUGGCUCUGACGGCUCCGGCGUCUUUAGCGUCGAUUUAAACUGUUUAAAUUUCACGGAGUCAGUGGCCGCUCGUGUCGGCAAAUCGUUCCUCGUCUUGUGAAACUCGAAAGGAUAAUCCGGCCGGGGUUAUUUCUGCCUCUUGUACUUGUCAAAGCCACGGGAUCUAAACGCAAAUACGAGGCCCUCACUCCAUCCCCGGAUUCACCUGCUACGCGGAGAGCCUCACACGGAAGGACCGACAUGGGGGACACGGGGAGCGAGGGCAGCAAGCCUCCGAGUAACGUUAACGUUAUACCCCCGCGCUGCCCCUGUGGUUUCUGGGGGUCGAGCAAAACUAUGAAUCUCUGCUCAAAAUGUUUUGCAGACAUUCAGAAGAAACAACCAGACAAUGAUUGUGCCCCAAAGGCCUCAUCAAGCUCCAACGGCAGCCAAGCAGACGUGUUCUGUAAUGAAACAAACAGCAGCAUUAGUCAGUCACUGAUGUCGAUGCCUAACACAGAAGACCCUUCGCCAGGGGAGAUGGGAGCAUCAUCUCUACCUGCUAGGGACGAAGUAUCCAACACCGACGCAGUCUUCAGUUCACUCUCCACUCCCACAAAACGCUCAUUUGAGUCAGCCUCGGAGUCAGAAAGUGACAUUUCACCCGAGAAGCGAGCAAGAGUGGGUGAGGUGCCAGAGGGUGAGGAGUCUUCAUCAUCAUCGUCAUCUUUGUCCGCAUCAUCCCCAUCAUCAUCAUCCUCGUCUCGCAGCGGCUCUAAACAGCGGAGCCGCAAACGUUGCCAUCGCUGCCAAACCAAACUGGAGCUGGUACAGCAAGAGCUGGGUUCCUGUCGCUGUGGUUAUGUCUUCUGUAUGCUCCACCGACUUCCAGAGCAACAUGAGUGUCUGUUUGACCACCUGGGCCGUGGUCGCCAGGAGGCCGUCCUAAAGAUGGUCAAGCUCGACCGCAAGGUGGGCCGCUCAUGCCAGCGCAUUGGAGAAGAGUGCUCCUGAGCGGCUUUUCCUCCUCUCCAACGAAUCUCGGUGUUCAGACGGUGUCUUAGCAUUAACAGGGAUUAGAUUUUUUUUUUUUUUUUUUUCUCAUUUUGUUUUUCAAGAUUUUUGCAGGUUUUUUGGAUACAAACCUCGACCCCUUCUUUAAAAUUAUUCUCCCUCCUUUUUUUUUUUUUUAAAUCCCAUUGUUUCUCGUGUCCUGGUUGUUUUGUGCUUUUGUUGGCUUGAUCAUAUCCCUGCUGCUAAGAUGCCUUUUGGAAAAAUCCCAACCCAGGAAUGACAAUAAAGAGCAAAGGAAAUAUACAAUUUCUUCUUCUUUUGCAAGUUCCUGACUACACAAGUAUGAGCAAAGUAAGGAAGAAUGAAAAGAUGAAGAGAAGAAAUACGCUUUAUACAAAUGUUUGUCCCGCAAGCCAGUUUAAGACUAUACUCUUUACCUCAAAAAAAAAAAAAAAAAAAAGAAUGACAAGGAGGAGGGAGAGAAAGAGGAGAAAGGGAUGGUUACCCUAUGUGUACACAUCUGCUUUGGCGCUCUUUAAAGACUGUGCUCUUUACCUCAAAAUCAGACAGAGCUGCUUUGUGCUCUGCGCCGAGCAUGGACGUUCUGAAGCAAACCGAACUAGCCAGCCUCAGUUUAAGUCAGUGUCUUACCCCCCUGGCCGUCCACUACCCCUAAUCCUAAACUUUUAGCACCUGUUAAUCAUCCACCUCAGGUUAUCAGGAUAUCAAAGCCCAAUCUUAACCCCCUCUCCCAACAACUUGCGUCCUUCUCUUUUUCUCCACAGGACACCUUUUACUCCUUUUUAUUUUUGUUUUAAGAUUGUUCUGAAGGUGAUUCUGCUUUGGUGAGGAGGCCAUUGUGGACGAUGAAACUGGGGUGAUACUGUAAGUCCACCAUUACGCUGGUGGGAGUGAGCUGGUUGUCCUUGGAUUGCACACAGAUCUGUCUUCAACGUUGGAAUGUGAUUGAUCAAGACUUAAUUCGUUUGUGGAUUUUCUCCGUCUUCCUCUUCUGGUCUCAGUCUUUAUCUCCUUAUUCUCCACAGCCCUCCCACGUGAGACAUGUCCUUAUCACACCCGUAAGUCUUUUUUUUCAGCGACACAUGGAUUAUGUGUACUGGAUGUGUACAAAUAGAAGACACCAUUUACAUGACGGGACAUGAUGUACAUUAAAGUGUGCAUCCAAUUUAUGACUGGACCUGAAAUAUCUGCAUUGUACACAUCCACACAUUACUAUGCUUUUGCAAAUACACACUUUUCUGUUGUUUUAUGUGCUCAGCUGUUGUUCACAUUGAGCACAAGCAGGAAAAAUCAAGCUUUGCUGUACACAUUGAGUUUGGACUGAGGCUGAGAUGGCAGCACGUUACUCAGAGGUUCCUGUUUUAAGAUGUGAGGUGAUGGUUGUUAAAGUUCAGGUUUUUCAUAAUGACUUAGGCCUUCAUUUCAAUUUUUUCACAUUUUUAAGGUGAUAUUUGGCUCCAGGUUCGAUACAAGUCUUCAUAUUGUUUGGGUUUCACUUCGUUUACCAGUACUUUAAUGUCCUUCCUUCCUUCAAAGCCCCAUGGUGAACUUACAUGUAUUCUCCUCCCCCUGCCUUUCCCUUUCCUUUCCUUUUCUUGUCUUUCUCUUGUUGAUUGCUCUCUUUCCUUUCCUUAUUUCACCCCCCUUCUUGCUGUAGAUGAGUACGGCUGGGGUGAGCAGAGUGCUAAAAUUUUAAAUCAGCAAAUAAUUACUUUGGUUUUCCUGGUGGACUGUGGAAGGAAUGAACAGAAACUGCAUAAUGAAUGAAUAUUCUGUAUCUUAAAGAAAAUCUUAUUUAACCCCUUUUUGCGUUUCACUUACACUUUAGUGUAGAGCUGCUUUAUUUUUAUUUUUUUUUGGUUGUAAUAUGGUUAUUAAAUGGGAUGAUGGAUGUGGAAAAUUUGA
Larimichthys crocea (large yellow croaker) is the source of this 2974-nucleotide messenger RNA. Its product is annotated as AN1-type zinc finger protein 3. Lineage: Eukaryota; Metazoa; Chordata; Actinopteri; Sciaenidae. The coding region runs from base 296 to 1048 and encodes 250 amino acids. Gene Ontology annotation, molecular function: zinc ion binding; DNA binding. The record is from RefSeq and is a predicted model, not a curated record. The transcript has 6 exons.